AUGGCUUCUACUUCAUCUGGCAAAAAGCCCACUUAUAUAGAAGCAUUUCUACAAUGGGGUUUCACAAGCAUCGUAGACAAAAAUAUAGAAAAGCCUCAGAAAAAGGAGAGGAUUCUGAAGUCUUCCCGCAUGGAUUCUACAGGCAAUAUACAGAAAGCAAAUGAAUCAUGCCUUCAAGCUUCAUACAAAAUUGCUUAUCGCAUCGCACGUAAUAAAAAACCACACACUAUAGGAGAGGACCUCAUCAAACCUUGCUUAUUAGAUGCAGUAGCACUUGUUAUUGGUGAGCAACAUGUAGCUAAGAUUAAACAAAUCUCACUCUCAAACACUACUAUUCAAAGUCGCAUAUGUGAAAUGAGUGCCGAUAUUCUAGCAACCGUUAUUUCUGAAAUAAAGGAAAGUCCUAUGUUUGCGCUGCAGUUGGACGAGUCCACAGAUGUUGCUUCGUGUUCACAAUUAUUGGUGUUUACACGAUACAUUAAAGAUGAUGAUGUAAAGGAGGAAUAUUUGUUCUGCAAGUCUUUGCCCACUACUACUCGCGGCGAAGACGUAUUUCAAACGCUAAAAGAGUUUAUUGAGGAAAAUGGCCUAGACUGGUUAAAGCUGAUUGGUACUUGUACAGACGGGGCGCCUUCCAUGAUGGGCAUCCGUUCUGGUUUUCAGGCACUCGUGAAACAAGUUGCUCCUCAAGUUUUCGGCUAUCAUUGCUUGAUACACCGUUACGCUUUGGCUGUGAAAACGCUUCCACCAGAUUUGCUAAGCACGUUGAGUGACAUAGUAAAAAUUGUUAAUCAUAUUCGAGGCAGCGCUACUAACUCAAGAUUAUUCAAAGUUUUGUGCGAUGAAGUUGGUGCUACAUUUAAUGCUCUUUUGUACCAUACAGAGGAUAAAAUCGCAAGCUUUUUGCGCAAAUUGGAACUUUACCAAUGCAGAGUUCAAGCUGGUGAUGUGUCAAUGUUUACACAACUAAGUGAGCAAUUAGUAAAUAAUAAACAAGAGAAAAUCACGUUUGAAAAUUCCGUGGUUCAACAUUUAACUGCCGUGAUAGACUCACUGCAGCAAUAUUUUCCGAACAUGGACAGUCGUGAGUCCUACUCCUGGAUUUUAAGACCAUUUUCUACUUGCGUCGAUAUUUUCAAGGACGAAGAUGUGUCAGCGAAAGUAGAGUUUCUCGGGCUGCGUGAGAAUAACUCAUUGAAAGUUGAUUUUCAAAAUGAUAAACUAAGCACAUUUUGGCGAAAAGCAGCUGCAGAAUAUCCCAUUAUAGCUGACAGAGCUUUAAAAAUGUUGAUUCCAUUUGCUACAACUUACAGAUGUGAAACUGGUUUCUCAACUCUUGUUACAUUAAAAACAAAAGCCAGAAACCGUCUGAAUGUUGAGCAUGACAUGAGAUGCGCGUUGAGUGAAACCGAACCUAAUAUUGUCAAACUUGCGAAUGCAAAGCAAUUUCAACCUUCACACUAG
This is a messenger RNA of Spodoptera frugiperda (fall armyworm), 1464 nucleotides long. RefSeq names its product zinc finger BED domain-containing protein 5-like. Lineage: Eukaryota; Metazoa; Arthropoda; Insecta; Lepidoptera; Noctuidae. The record is from RefSeq and is a predicted model, not a curated record. Gene Ontology annotation, molecular function: protein dimerization activity. The transcript is spliced from 3 exons. The coding region runs from base 1 to 1464 and encodes 487 amino acids.